Molecule: messenger RNA, 1488 nt
Organism: Microsporum canis CBS 113480
Lineage: Eukaryota; Fungi; Ascomycota; Eurotiomycetes; Onygenales; Arthrodermataceae
Product: histone methyltransferase SmyD1b
Exons: 3
Coding region: 1-1488 (495 amino acids)
Cellular component (GO): nucleus
Molecular function (GO): protein binding
Source: RefSeq, a predicted model, not a curated record
AUGGAGAUCGAGGCUUCUGCCGUCCCAAGGACGGCGCCGGGCGGUGCUGGGACAGGCCUUUUCGCAACGUCCACUGUCAAAACGGGCCAGGCCGUGUUUGAUCUGCCCGCAACAUUCUCUACCGUGCUAAGCACAGAGAGGCUGGCGGAUGCAUGCUCGAACUGCUUCGCAAAUGCUCCGUUCGCAGCUAAUGUCAUGGCAGAUGUCGGCAUCAAACUGAGGUUCUGCACCGGCUGCAGGGUAGUCAAGUACUGCGGCAAGGGAUGCCAAACCGAAAACUGGGCGGCCAUACAUAAACAUGAAUGCGCAACAUACAAACGCCUUUACCCAAAAGUUCUCCCUGUCAAUUCAAGGGCGGUGCUUCGGAUCCUUAAGCUGAGAAGCUCGAAGCAACCAGACGUCCAGCAGGACCUGGGCAUGUUUCGAUCUCUCCGUUCACAUUUCAAGGAGAUUGCAGAGACGAACAAGGAGCAGUACGAGCGUAUAAUGCUCUGCGCCAAGGCGGAGAAGGAAUACUCACAUUCUGACCUCGAUAUCGAGACUAUCGCCGAAUAUCUGGCAAAGAUUGAAGUCAACGGCUUCACCUUCACCACCCCGUUUGGUGACCCUCUAGGGCUCUGCAUCCAGCCGUUUGCUUGCUUUGUCAACCACAGCUGCGAUCCCAACGCAGUUGUCGGCUUUGACGAAGGAAGAAUCACCGUCAAAGCUCUGAGAACGAUCGAACCCGACGAGCAGGUGUUCAUAUCCUACAUCGACAACACUAAUCCUUUUGAAAUUCGGCAAAAGGAGCUUGCCGAACGAUACUUUUUUACCUGCAGAUGCUCCAAGUGUCUUCAGGGGGAUAAAGCCAGAGAAGACCAGUUUAUCCCGGCUUCUCCUCCAUCAAAUGAUAUCGAGACCCUCAAGGAGGCAGAAAAGCAGGCACAGGAGCUUCUCGCUUCUGCAAAGAACGCCAGACCGGUGUUUGCAGUGAGACAGCUCAAGGCCGCCAUCAAGAUACUACACGAUACCAAAAUGUGGCCUAUCACCCGGCAGCCAUACCCGCAAAUCCGGUCUGAGCUGAUCGUAGCGCUUCUGCAGAUUGAGAGCUUCUGGCCUGCCCUUCAACACAGCGCCGUGCGAUACCUGUUCGUAGACCCGGUGUUAUACCCGCAAGAGUGGCAUCCCAUCCGCAACAACCAUGCUUAUAUACUCUCACAACUAGUCACAGUGCUCUAUCACAAACACUCGGAUGCGAUGCCUAAGGAUAGCAAAUACCAUUUCGAUCCAGUAUCGAUCGUUUAUCGUAUUCUCGCCAAGUUAAACAAGAACCUGGAUUAUGAGCUGCCUACUGUUGCCGCGAUGUUCGAGGCAGAUUACGAGGAUCUGAUUGCUCCUGUCAGGGAAAUUGGUUACGAUCCAUCUACCCCUUCAGCGGCCAAAGCCAUGGCCCCUGACUGGGAGAAACUCGAUAAGAUAGCACAGGAAACGCUCGAGGUUGAUGGAUAA